Messenger RNA from Erinaceus europaeus (western European hedgehog), 1563 nucleotides. RefSeq names its product L-amino-acid oxidase-like. The record is from RefSeq and is a predicted model, not a curated record. Gene Ontology annotation, molecular function: L-amino-acid oxidase activity; polyamine oxidase activity. Lineage: Eukaryota; Metazoa; Chordata; Mammalia; Eulipotyphla; Erinaceidae. The coding region runs from base 1 to 1563 and encodes 520 amino acids. Gene Ontology annotation, biological process: amino acid catabolic process. The transcript has 7 exons.
AUGUCCAAAAUGAGCAAGAUGAGAGGAAUCCUGAUCUUGGAGAUCCUAUUGGCUGUCUCCAGCUGCCUUGGCUAUUAUGAGGAGCUCAUCAAGUGCUUUCAAGACCCUGAAUAUGAGUCCAUUCUUGCCUUAGCCCAGGAAGGGCUCCACACCUCUCCACUAUCCAAGCGUGUGGUAGUAGUAGGAGCUGGCAUGUCAGGCCUGGCUGCAGCCAAAGCCCUGCAGGAUGCUGGCCACCAGGUAACAGUCCUGGAAGCCAGUGACCACAUUGGGGGGCGAGUGAUCACACACAGGAAUGAGAAAGAAGGCUGGUACUAUGAUCUGGGGCCCAUGCGAAUUCCCAAAUCCCAUAGGUUGAUCCACACCUAUAUUAAGAAACUGAAUUUAAAACUGAACAAGUUCAUCCAAUAUGAUAACAACACUUGGUACCUCAUCAACAAACAGCGCUAUCGUGCCUGGGAGGUCAAGGCCAAUCCAGAGCUCCUGGGGUACUCCUUGGACCCCACAGAGAAAGGAAAGGGUGCUGAGAAUCUCUUCUACCAGGCCAUUGCUAAGCUCAGACAAAGGCUGAGGAACUUCAACUGCAGCCACCUGAUGUCCUUUUAUGAUUCUUACUCCACAAAGGCUUACCUGUUGAAGGAAGGGCAUCUGAGCCCAGGAGCAGUGAAGAUGAUUGGGGAUGUGAUGAAUGAAGAUGCUGGAUACUCUAAGUCCCUCCUGGAGUCCUUGCGGAUGGAAAUCAUCUUCUCCCAAAGUGAUGACUUUUCUGAGAUCACAGGUGGCUUUGACCAGCUCCCCAAAGCACUUGGUGCCAGUCUGAAACCUGGCACCAUCCAGCUGGGCUCCAAAGUGGAAAGGGUAGUGAGGACUGGACCUGAGGUCCAGAUUUCCUAUCGGGCAGAGGGGUCCAACUCAAGGCUGCACACCCUCACUGCGGACUUCGUCAUCAUCUCGGCCUCGGCCAAGGCUACCCGCCUCAUCACCUUUGAGCCACCGCUGUCUCGGGACAAGGAACGCGCGCUGCGCUCAGUGCAUUACACCAGCGCUACUAAGGUGGUCCUAGCCUGCGACCAGCCCUUCUGGGAGCAGGAUGGCAUCCGGGGAGGCUUCUCUGUCACUGACCGCCCCUCACGCUACAUCUACUACCCCAGCCACAGCCUCCCUAGUGGCAAGGGAGUCCUGAUGGCCUCCUACACCGUAGACGAUGACUCCCUCUUCUUCCUGUCCAUGAAGGAGGAGCAGGUGUUGGAGAUCGUCCUGGACGACCUGGCAGCUGUGCACCAGAUGCCCAAGGAGGAGCUGCGACGCCUGUGCCCCACCUCCGUUAUCAAGCACUGGUCUCUGGACCCCCACAGCAUGGGCGCCUUCACUGAGUUCACACCCUACCAAUUUGUGGACUAUUCAUGGCAGCUCUUUCAGUCCGAGGGCCUCAUCCAUUUUGCAGGAGAGCACACCUCCCUGCCCCAUUCCUGGAUAGACACUGCCAUCAAGUCUGGCCUCCAGGCCGCCAGGAACAUCCAGGCUGAGGUGGACAUAAAGGCUGCAAAGAGGCCAAGACCUUGA